AACCAACCUCCACCCGAACACGCAUACACACACCCGGAGUGAGGGGAGUGCUGCUGAGACAGACGGAGAGGCGCAGUGGAGCACAUGCAGUAGGUUCUCCAGCCUGCUUUUCUACUAUUUACGCGGAAACUAGCUUUAGCGUAGCUCUUCUUUUCUCCAUCUUCAGCCCUCUGUGGAUUCAGUCUCCUCGCGCCACGCACUGCUGCGUUCAUCCAGCAUGAGAGCGCUGCUUGGAAUAUUCAGUCGGGUCUCGCGCUAGAAAAAGUGAUUGCGGACCUCACUACCCCAAAAGGCACAUCUUUGCUAUAUAGACUGAAAACAAAUCAGGCAUUUCUGGAACUUUGUGUCUGUAAUAUGGCUCUGAACACGGAUGCCAAUGCACCUACUGCUGCCCCAAGUGUUGGCGAGGAGGAAGAACAGCAACAGACAGAACAAGGAACCAAUCCACAACCAAAUGGCGAUCUUGGCCAUGCCCCCAUCUCCUCUCAGCCAGUGAAGACGGAGCAAGUUUCACCCCCUGCCUCAGAGUCCACCUCCGCCCCAGAAGGCCCCACACAGUUGGACUCCCUGCCCAAAGAACACCUGACCGUCAUUGAUGAAAACAUGGAAAUAAGUAAUGGAGUCUGCUCCGUUGCUGUGGACACCUCUCCUCCUGCCUCUUCUCGUUCAUCUCCCCCUCGUCAGCAGCACACUAAGCAGAGUCAUGCUCAUGCUAAUGGUCAUGCUCGACUGGGCAGCCGCUCGGGGUCACUGAGCUAUGCUGGGUCACCUCGCCCAUCACUCACUCGUCAGCCCAGCGCCACCACCGAGGGGACUGGAGAAGGCCCCAAGCCCAACGAUUACCUCGUUCUGGCUAUACUCGCCUGCUUCUGCCCUGUCUGGCCCAUUAACAUUGUCGGCCUGACCUUCUCCGUUAUGUCUCGGUACAGUCUGCAGCAGGGGAAUGUGGAUGGGGGGCGGCGUCUCGGCCGCAACGCAAAGAUAUUGUCAAUUGUCUCAAUCGUGGGUGGAGUUCUUUUCCUCACCGCCGCCAUCAUCAUCAACUGGGGAUUUAUAUUAAAGUCCUGAGGGUUGCCAUGACAAUCAGGGCCGAGGAGGAAUUGCUGACCAACCACCCCAUCCAUGAUGAUCAUCAUCCUCUCUCAUGCUGCAUUUCCAGAUCAUUCUGAAUAACCUGGAGCUUUUUUAAGUUAUUUUCUACUUAUUCUGAAGACUCUGAAGCUGAACAACCCCAUUUUCAUCUGCCGAAGCAAAAUCAACACACCUUCCCAGCCUUUUGAAUGCAGGUAUAAUGACUGAAGCCAACGGAAUGGCAAUGUGCAUGUUUGUUUGUUUGUUUGUUUUCCAACAAAAGGACUAAUAUUUCUUAAUGAUGUCAGUGUGGAGGCUUCCAGUAUGAUCUCAUUUUCUGUCUCAAGUCACUUGGGUGUGUGUGUGUGUGUGUGUGUGUGUGUGUGUGUGUGUGUGUGUGUGUGUGUGUGUGUGUGUAUGCAGAGAAAGAGAGAGAGAGAAAGAGAGAUGAAAAGGAGCAAAUGAGCUUUAAGGAAGCUUUUUGUUUGGAGAACAAAUGAAAGAUGAUCUCUUGCCACCAAAGUUCAGUGGGUUCUGAAUAAUGGCAUCAGCUUCAUACAUAAAGAGAAUGGCACAGAUAAAAGGUUGAGAACAGUUGAUAUGUCUCUAAUGCAGAUUAACAUGAGAAAUGUACUGGUAGGUGGACUGGUGAACGGGAAUGAACAGAGGAUUUGAAAGCAGGUUUCUGCAGAAGUAAGUUUUCUUUUGGGUAUGAGAGUAAAGGAAAACACCGUAAGAAUCUGAUGAGAUGGGCUAGCAGAAUCUGGAGCAGAAUCUCCAGCCUAGGCUUUUCAUCUCUAUCAGACACAAUCACAAUCCCCAAAGAAGCAAGACCAUGAAAGAGACUAGUAGACACUCAUACAGCACCUCUCGCUAAAUCUGUCUGUCUCUCUAUCUGUCUAUCUAGCUAUCUGUUGAUCUGUUUACUUAGCUCAAAUAUGUACACCAUUUGCAAUUACACUUGAUUUGCAAUAGACAGACAGAUAGACUGAAAAAAUAGUGCAUUUAAAAUAUUUGAUUUAAAUGCGUACAUGAAUAAAAUAUAUUACAUCAAAACAGUUACUUCCCAAAGUAAACUGAAACACAAUAUUUAAUUGAUGUAAUAUGUUUUAUGUAUGGUAUAUACAACCUAAUUUAUUGUACUGAAUGCUUUUUGAAAUGACAGUUCAUUGAAUGUACUGUGUUCAAAUUUCUGUAUUAUUUACAAAAGUGAAAUGUAUUACUUUAACAUAGUUAUUCCAUUGCAAGUAAACUGAAUGAUAAUGUUGUACAUAUAUGUACACAUAUGAUUGACACUUUUAAAUCAAGUACAAGUCUGUCUAUCUGUCUACAGUACUAUCCAGAGACCACACGUAAUUAUUUAAUUUCAACUCAAACGGCCUUAAUGACAGUCUACACCUACAAAGCUCAGUCUUAUAAGUGGGAUGCAUUUUCUGCUUCUCACCAUCCAAACAAAACACAUUAAAUUAUGUUGAUAUCAGGACAGUCCAUUGAUCUGAGAACACCAGCAUCUUCAUUCUUUGAUUUGCAAAUGUUCUAAAGGGUGGUCUAACUUUUGCAGAGUAACCUAUCUAUCUAUCUAUCUGUCUAUCUGUAUGUCCAUCUGUCUGUGCUGAAUACAACUCGGGCUGGAAUUGUGUGAAAACAGGCUGGAUUUGUGGGAGGUGAAAAGCAGAGAGGGGGAAACGCAGGUGAACACACAGAGGCAUGUUAAGAUGAUGGUGAUUGGCUGUGUGAGGGUAACUAAAGCGCAUUGGAGGAUUUGGUGGU
This is a messenger RNA of Pygocentrus nattereri (red-bellied piranha), 2841 nucleotides long. Its product is annotated as trafficking regulator of GLUT4 1. Bases 355 to 1068 code for a protein of 237 amino acids. The record is from RefSeq and is a predicted model, not a curated record. Lineage: Eukaryota; Metazoa; Chordata; Actinopteri; Characiformes; Serrasalmidae. Gene Ontology annotation, cellular component: membrane. The transcript has 5 exons.